AUGCCUCGUUCUAAAAAACAGAAGAACGCUCCCUCGUCGCGUUCUCAUCGCCGUAAAAUUAACGCGGCGAAACAGUCUGAAACUAUCUUUGAUAUGAAAAUGAAGUUGAAACAAGCAAUCAAAAGGCAUCUCCGUGCGAUGACCGAUCAAGGUAUCACCUUCAAUACCUACCUUCCCCUAGAGGAGCUUAUGUCUCCGUCGAAAAAAACGCUAAAAAAUUUGCAAGGUCGAACCGGAGGAAUGAAGCGUGCCCAGAACGGCUUUAUUCUUUUCAGAAAGGACAACCAAUUUCGGGUACAGGCCGAGCAUCCCGACGUUUCGCAGCCCGAGAUCUCCAAAAUUUUAAAAGGGCGAUGGGCAACGGCCUCGCCUGAAACAAAAAAUAUCUACAUGAUAUUGUCAAGCAUAGAUUUUCAGGCUCAUAAAGAAUUAUUCGGCGAAAAUGUCAACGCCGAAAAUCCCGAGUGCGAAUCUGCGUCCGACAAAGAGUCGACCGAAGAUGCUGAUACCGCACCCUGGAAAAAGUUUGUCACCAUGCCUCAGAUGGUGUUACUGCCUACUUCCGAUAAUCCCAAUUCGGAGAAUUCGCGUUAUUUACAAAGCAUCUUUAGUCAACAUACAACACAGUUUCACGAUGAAAAUAAUGGUCAAGAAACGACCAGUAUUUCGCAAUGCCAUCCCAACAAUUUUUACAAUGAAAUAGCCAAUCAAGAGACCACCACCAUCUCCCAGACGCCCUCUGGCAUUUUUGAUCUUGACCAACAGUAUAAUUAUCUUGCCCAAAGCAUUCAUUACGUUACACCAAUUUAUGACCCGGCGAUGGAAAGUAGCGACCAGUUCUAUAUGCCCUCGAUGGUCACCCAAGCGAUCCCAUCCGAUACACCUGUUCAAGGUGACUUGAACACUCCGUAUACACAAUAUCUAUACUCGGAAAUUCCAUUGAUCGAGAGUGACUAUGUUCACUGGCCACAAUAA
Messenger RNA from Acaulospora morrowiae, 975 nucleotides. The record is from the annotation of a GenBank genome assembly. NCBI's taxonomy places the organism in Eukaryota, Fungi, Glomeromycota, Glomeromycetes, Diversisporales, Acaulosporaceae.